ACGGGCUCAGGCUCUGGGACAGAGCUGUGACCAUGGCCGGGCUGGUGCUGUCUCCGGUGCCUGGCAACUGGCUGGUGGUGCUGCUGCUGCUUCUCUCAGCCAGUGAGCCCAUGCCAGCAGUGAAAGCAAAGGACUCGCACCAGAAUCUCCAAGGAAGUUCUUGUGCCCGGAUAUGGCAUCAUCCACGCUUCAUGGCCAAGAAACGGGGCUCUGUGGUGAGGAUGCACUGCUACAUACACAACACCAGCGUCCCCAGCAGUGUGACCUGGUUCCGGAAGCAAAUUAAGGACCAGGACCCUCAGGAGCUGCCCCCAGAACCGGGCCACAUCCUGCAGUUCCAGAAUGGCUCUGUCCACACCCUCACCAUCCAAGGCGCCCAGUUCGAGGACAACGGCAUCUACUUCUGCCAGCAGAACGGCACCACCAAGCCUGUGUUUUGUGGCUGUGGCACGGAGCUGCGAGUCAUGGGGUUCAGCACCUUGGCACAGUUGAAAAGGCGGAACACACUGAAGGAUGGCAUCAUCAUGAUCCAGACCCUCCUCAUCAUCCUCUUCGUCAUCGUGCCCAUCUUCCUGUUGCUGGACAAGGAUGACAGCAAGGCAGGAAUGGAGGAGGACCACACCUAUGAGGGCCUGGACAUAGACCAGACAGCCACCUACGAGGACAUAGUGACUCUGCGGACAGGGGAGGUAAAGUGGUCUGUGGGGGAGCACCCAGGCCAGGAGUGA
This is a messenger RNA of Urocitellus parryii (Arctic ground squirrel), 728 nucleotides long. It is a transcript of the gene Cd79b, whose product is annotated as CD79b molecule. Gene Ontology annotation, molecular function: transmembrane signaling receptor activity. The record is from RefSeq and is a predicted model, not a curated record. Gene Ontology annotation, biological process: B cell differentiation; B cell receptor signaling pathway. Gene Ontology annotation, cellular component: B cell receptor complex; external side of plasma membrane; membrane. Lineage: Eukaryota; Metazoa; Chordata; Mammalia; Rodentia; Sciuridae.